AAUCCGCUUCCUACUUCGGCUGCUUGCCGGGCUCCGGCCGCACUCGGUCCUGUCUCCAUAGCAGCGUGGCGUCCCAAGCUCACUGCUCCCAACUCAGCGUCCGUAGCGAGCGGGGCCUGGAGUCUGCCCUUGUGAUGAACGGUUUGAAAGGUCCACAAGCGGGUGAGAGGCGACGCGGUGAUGGCCAGUUGCCCUCGCUUGGUCCCCGAAUGCAGCUGGAUCCAGCCUCAUCUCGGACGUCCGCAUACCCCGCUCCUGAAUCCUCAAACUUCUCUGUCUCUCAAGGUUCGGACUCUGGGGCCCUAAUGCUGCGGAGGCGCCACCGGAGAAGUUCUCGGCGGACACAACAUCUUUGUUGGAAUUACCUAGACAAGGCAGAUGCUACAAAGGAACCAAAAAACAGACAGAAUGGCCGAUUGCUAGUGUUUGAUCCAAAUGAAAAAGUGAUGCUUGAACCAAAGGAAGCAAUGUCAGAGAAGAAAGUCUCUUCAAAAAAGAUUGAAAAUAAAGUCUCUUUAAAGAAUGCUGAAAAAAGAGUAUCUUCAAAAAAUAUUAAAAAUAAAGAUUUUUUAACAAAUGUACAGUCUGACCAAUGGCCAUCUUCUUUCUUAAAAGAAAGUACAGGUGAAGAGGGCAAAGACACAAUUAUUGCAAAGCAGGAGAAAAAUAAUGAACAUUGUGUUCAGGGUAUUGAUAAGUUGUCGGAAUCAACUGAUGCUGAUGGUGAGGAUGAUACCAGUGAUGAAGAUGAUGAAGACAGUAACCCUAAAAAGGAUACUCGUGCCCCAUUAGAGUUGAUGGCAGAAUUCCUGAGAGCAGAAAUGGGCCGAGACUAUCAUCUUGCAAAAAAAUUAUGUCAGAUGAUCCUAAUCUAUGAACCAGAAAAUCCUGAGGCCAAGGAGUUUUUAUCACUUAUUGAAGAAAUGUUGCUGAUGGAGAAAGCUCAGAAUCUCAAGGAAGAUGAGGAAGACAGCGAAGAGGACAGCAGUGGUGAGAGCGAGGGAGAAAGCAGCGAGGACUUGAGUGACGAGAGUUCUGAUGAGUGUGAAGAUGGAUCAUGAAGGUCACUGGGUGGCUUCAGCUUUGUGUAUUUUCAUUAUUGUAUACCAUGCACAUAUAAAGAAGGAGAGCUGCAUCUUUGUCUAUUGGUUCUUUCUUUGGUAUAGAGAGUUCUUUUCAGUUAUCCAUAAUCUUAGUUGGAGCUCCUUCCUAAUAUUUAAGCCUUUAUUCAAUAUGAAUUAGGAAACAGUAUGUGCCAGGUACUGUGUGCCCUGCACACAUUAGUAUUUAAUUGAACAACUCCAUGAACUUGACCCAUUCUACAGAUGAGAAAACUGAGAUGAAGAGAGGGUAAGUAGCUUACCUAGCCUCUUGUGCACCUAUUAAUUUGUACAGCCUAGAUGUAGAUGUGGACAUUAUGACUCCAGAAGCUAUAUUUUCAGUCCCCCAUGAAGGACCACCACAUCAGGCACAUUUAUGUCAUUUGUUUGGUUCUUUAUGGCAUAUAUCAACAUCUGAAACACUUCGUUUUUUGUUCUUCUUAUCCUCUCCCUAACUGACAUACAAUGCAACGUCCAUGAAGCAAGACUUUUUCUUUUUCACUAUUGUAUUCCUAGAAACUGGAUAAAUGUCUGGCAAAUAAUAAGCUGGGUAUACACCAAGUGAAUAAAAGAAGUUAAAGUUAAA
Molecule: messenger RNA, 1686 nt
Organism: Ictidomys tridecemlineatus (thirteen-lined ground squirrel)
Lineage: Eukaryota; Metazoa; Chordata; Mammalia; Rodentia; Sciuridae
Source: RefSeq, a predicted model, not a curated record